Vigna radiata var. radiata (mung bean) is the source of this 3926-nucleotide messenger RNA. Its product is annotated as splicing factor, suppressor of white-apricot homolog. The record is from RefSeq and is a predicted model, not a curated record. Gene Ontology annotation, molecular function: RNA binding. Gene Ontology annotation, biological process: mRNA 5'-splice site recognition; RNA processing. NCBI's taxonomy places the organism in Eukaryota, Viridiplantae, Streptophyta, Magnoliopsida, Fabales, Fabaceae. The coding region runs from base 1428 to 3821 and encodes 797 amino acids. The transcript has 4 exons.
CGCUACGAUGUCCGCCACCUUCUCUCCGCUCCCCUUCCUCCGCGCCUCAAGCGCCGCCCUCCUCAGCCCGAACCCGACCUCGAUCACCUACGCUAUCUCGAUCUCCCUUCUUCUUCUCUCGAGGAAGAACCACAAGGUAAACCUAAUGUAUAAUUUUACUCUUCGUUUCUCUUUCUAGUUCCUUCUAUUUGAUAUUAUCUGAAUAUGAUUUCGUUUUUUAUUGGUACUGUGUUAGUUGUUGAGUUUUUUUUUUCCUCUAUGAGAAGCUCUCAAAAGUAUGACUGGUAGUUUUAUUUUGAUGAUGUUUUCUUCGAGCUUAUUUUAUGUUCUUUUGCUGGAGAGAAAUUGCGGACUUUUGCUUUCUAAGGUUCAUUCCCAUUCGUUAGAAGCUAUAGUCAGAGAAAAAGUCAAUCAAAUGCAAGUUGGUGGCAGUCCUUAGAAAACCUUGGAUUGAAAUUUUGGUUUUCCGUAGAACUCAAGCUUUAAGAUAAAGCUUUUUGGUAUUUGUGGGCUUUAGCAAGAAUUUUUGCUUGCAUGCAUAGCUUUCUACUUUUUAUUGUAGAACCGAGGCUUUUAAAGUUUGUGUUGUGACAUAUUGGAUUGUGAGCUAUAGAGUACCAUACUUCAAUUUGAUUUCUCAAAUACCGAUAUUCUUGUAUAUCUAAUCUGAUAGGUAUCGCUGAAGUAUUCAACCUAUGAAAUGUCAAUAAUUCAUUUUUUUCCAUAGAUGCUUAUGCUUUGGGAUACUUCGUGGAUUUGUAUAGUUUUUAAAACAUUUUAUGAAAAUCCACUACAGCUAUAUGAAAGUACAGUAAUAUACAAACAGACAAAAAAUGUUAUCAAAAACAUAAGUUUUUCUAUAUAAAAGGAAUGAGAUCUAUGAAAUACUGAAUUUGACUUCAACAUCGAUAUGGCCGCCAACUUCAAUGUUGACGUUGCUUAUAUCUUUGGGGAUGUAUAUAUUAAACAACAUGGCAAAAUUCUCAAUUGACAAUUAAGAUUUAUCUAAUUCACAUUUUAUGUACAAAUUUGCUAACUUUACAGCUUUAAUAUAAUAGUAGCCAACAAUGCACCAUCACCUAGUUGCCUCAAUUAAAUGUCAUGUCCAACCAAAUAGAUCAAUGUGUCUGAAAGACAAAAUCUGUUUUUAAACAAAUAAGGUAUCAAGUUUGUUCAAUCUGAAAUCUGUUUUUAAACAAAUAAGGUAUCAAGUUUGUUCAAUAUGUUAUUGUCUUUCUGACACAUUGAUAUAUUUGGUUGGACACAGCAUUUAGUUGAGGCAACUAGGUGAUGGUGCUUUGUUGGCUACAAGUCAAGUGUUUUUCAGUUGAUGUUGGAAACUUGGAACAAUAUUUUAUUUUUCCAGCUUCCACCUGAGACUGUUGAGUGUUUUUGUUUUUGUGCAACCACAAUGUCACAUUUGCAGGAUGGAAUGUAAUUUGCUACGGUUCGUGUGUCAGAAUACAAAUAAUGGUUCAGAUCCAGUAAGUUCGGCUGCCUUUCAUGCUGUUGCCUUUUCAUAUGGAAAUACUAAUGCUUCCAUGGAGACAAAGGACGAUGAUGCUGAGUCUAGUUUUCGUCCAAACUUCCCAGUACCAGAGAGUCUACUCCAUAAUCUGCCUCCAAAUGAGAAAAUACAUCAGAUUAUUUCAAGGACUGCAAUGUUUGUCUGCAAACAUGGAAGUCAGUCAGAAAUCCUUCUUAGGGUGAAACAAGGAGAUAAUCCAACCUUUGGAUUUCUGAUGCCGGAUCAUCAUCUUCAUGCAUAUUUUAGAUUUCUUAUUAAUCACAAAGAACUUCUGAAAGCUGACAAAGAUGAUGGCAGCUCAACCGAGGACAUCAAUAAGACUCAGGGGGUUGAUCAAAUAGGUGGUGCAUUGUCUUUGCUUGGAUCUGUCUAUGGAUCCGGAGAGGAUGAGGAUGGUACAUCUGAGAACACUUUUGACAUUGGGAAAAAGGAAUGCGGGGGAGCUAUUGAUGCUGUUAAUACUUAUACUUCUCCUGGAGUAGAGCCGGCAGAAUCUUGUUCAGAUGUGGUCAAGAAGGAUGGAAACGUUUCUAAAAACGCAGUACCUUUGAAAGAAAAAGUUCCAGUCAUAAAGCGGAAUCAAUCUAUCAGUACUGUUAAGACUGCAACCACAGUUAAAGCAAAAUCAGGUGAUGGCUUGGAUUCAACGUCUAAUAAUACACAGAACAAGUCGCAGACUUCUUUCCCCAGUACUGCAGCUAAGAUUGAACUGCCUGUUAUUGAACCUCCAUCUGAAUUAAAGAGAGCUAUAGAGAAGAUCGUUGAGUUCAUCCUAAAAAACGGAAAACAAUUUGAGGCUGUUCUUGCAGAACAGGAUCGUCCUCAUGGAAGGUUCCCCUUUCUUCUGCCAUCCAAUCGAUAUCAUACUUACUAUCUAAAAGUUCUUCAGACUGUAGAACAGUCUAAGUUACGCGGCAAGGGCCACCAGAAGCACAAUCCAGUAGGUCGAGCGGUGGACAAUAAUUCUGGUGUACAUGAUGAAAGUGACAAUCAUUUACAUGAAUCUAUGGCUUCUGAUCUACCAAAUGAUAUGGACCGAAAAGAAAAGUUCAAGAUGACUAUUGGCAAGUCAAAGAAGGAUGGUCAAGAUCCAAUUCCCAAAGACCAAGCUCAAAACACAGUUAGCAUGGAUGCAGCGGCGACAGCAGCUAUUCUUCAGGCUGCCACUAGGGGUAUUAAAAACCCUAAUUUAGAACUUUUUAACAAGACAUCAAGUGGUAGUGGUCAGGGUCUUGGAAGUGAUGGUGGGUAUUUAUCUAGCUCUGGGACUGGGAGUCUGUAUUCAUCCCAACCACAAGCUCUUGUUGAAAAUCCAAACUUGAUUGCAAAGGCCGGGGCUUCUGCCCCUGUUGCGAAGGCUAUUGCGGAAAAGAUAGCUAUUGCAACAGCAGGUGAAGCGGACUCCUCCGAAGCACAUAUGACUAAAGAGCAAAAGAUUAAAGCAGAGAGAUUGAAACGAGCAAAGAUGUUUGCAGCCAUGCUAAAAAGCUGUGUUGGAGCAAGUGAAUUGCCACGAGCUUUGUCAGUGGAACCACUUGGCUCUGGCCUUUCCGGUUCAGAUGCUGAGACUGUGAAUGUUGUGGGUAAAGAAAGGGAAGGAAGUUCUGUUCCAUUUGACGUCGAAAAUUCAGAUAAAAGUCAAAAUUCUGAGAAAAUUUCUGUCGAUAAUUCAGAUAAAAGUCAGAAGAAUGAGGAGAAAGUUAGUGGUGAUAACGAACGCCGUUCAAAAAGAAAGUACCGUUCAAGACAUAGUAAACACGAAGAGGAGGAGGAAGACGAGAAGAAAGAAGACCAAGAAGAUAAAAGACGACACAAACGAUCAGGAAAAAGACAUCGGUCUUCACACCACAGUCGAGACAGACAUAAGCACAAGAGAAGACAAUCCUCUUCCAAAGACGGGCAUUCUUACAGAGGGGUCGAGCAUGACAAUUCCUCUGAUGAUGAACAUCAACGUUCAAGGCGUCGUCAUAACUACGAUAGUUCCUCUGAUGACGAACACCAUAAACGUAGACAUUCUCGCCGUUCUAAUAAACAUUAUAGUUCGUCUGAUAGUGAGCACAGGCACCGAAGCAGAAGUGUAAAGCGUGGGAGCAGAUCCCGUGGUGACAGAGAAACAGAGUUGGAGGAGGGAGAAAUAAUUAUGAAAUUGGAAAAGUCCGCUGUUGGACGUGGUAGCAGGGAGGCAUCUGCUGGAUUAUCUAAUGCAAGGGCUUCAUCUCAAUCACCUGAAGUAACUGAUGUUCCUGAUGAACUCAGAGCCAAAAUUCGAGCCAUGUUAAUGGCUAACUUGUAAAACCUCUGUAGAUUGUAUUUACUUACUCUUUUUCCUCACAAUGUAGCUAUUGUUACCUAACUUUUCCGAAACUAAAUUAACAAAAUCAACUUAGUACUUAAACAA